This is a messenger RNA of Carassius auratus (goldfish), 5492 nucleotides long. Its product is annotated as protein Wnt-7b-like. Bases 2147 to 3208 code for a protein of 353 amino acids. Gene Ontology annotation, cellular component: extracellular region. Lineage: Eukaryota; Metazoa; Chordata; Actinopteri; Cypriniformes; Cyprinidae. Gene Ontology annotation, biological process: multicellular organism development; cell fate commitment; canonical Wnt signaling pathway. The record is from RefSeq and is a predicted model, not a curated record. Gene Ontology annotation, molecular function: cytokine activity; frizzled binding. The transcript has 4 exons.
GGGAGGUAUAUUCUCAUAAUGCAUCAUCUCCAACAUCCAUUUUCCCAAAUACAGCUAGAUUUGCUUCAUGGAACGACACCAUGUCAAGCCCCAUGUUUGGAUAAGCUGGAUGACACACCCUAAGAAACACACAUAACAAGGUCUUCUAAAUCAUCAAAAAGGUCCACCAUCAUGAUCCCCAGCAGCACUGUUCAUUUCAGGACUGAAAUGCAUAGUGACGUUCAAAAUGGUAAUGGAGGCCAGAUUAAUAUAACACGAAUCCAAAACCAAACUAUAUAACAUUCUGGUUUGAGUUUCCAUCCCAUUUCCAAAACCUGAGAUCCACUGCAACCAUCAAAAACAAACAGAAGCAGAAACUCUGAAAAGGCUGUGCACUUUGAUCUCUGCGCUAACCAAAGACAGAGGCUCAUAAACAUACCCACCCUUUGAAGCUUAUGAUAUUGCACAGCUAAUUCCCCACCUUCCAUCCUGUCCAACGUUCUCGGUCUUAGAGCAAACAAGCUCUGGUUUGCAGAGCAUCUUUACAAGAGACAGUUAAUCUGUUUGCUUUCCUUCACCAAUCAGCCCCUAUCUCCCAACAGCUUUUGACCUGAUGUUUUCCAUUGUAAGCAAACACAUUUGUUGUUUGUACAUGCCUUCUCUAUCAAUUUGUUUUAUUUUUUGCACAUGAAUGAUUACAUGCACAUCGACUUAUUGGGCUUUCUGUUGUAAGAGUAGAACGCACCUUUACUCUUUGCCGCUAGAGGGAGCCGGUUUUCAUUCAGAAUGAAUCUAUAAAUCUUUUUUUUUUUUUUUUAAUGGUUAACUUGUUUCGGUUGUUUUCAAGUUCUGAAUAUCUGGUUGUAAGCUUGAUUGUUGAAAGCUGCACUGUGUACAGUGUAUGUAAUAAAAGAAACGAUGGCACUAAGUUAAAGUAGCGAUUGUCACUAUAAGCAGUUAUUUAAGAAGUUCACCCAAAAUAUAAAUGUAAUUCACUUAACUUACCUUUAUAUAGUUCCAUACCGGUAUGACGUUCUUUGUUCUGUGGAACACAAAUAAAAUAAAGUUGCUUGAACUUAACUGACUUUCAAAAUGUCUUAUUUUGCUGUAAAACAAUCUUGGACCAACAACAAUCCAGCUCGACUAUCAAAUGACCAGCUAAUGAGCAUCUAAAACCAGCUAGAAACCACAUUACCAUCUUAAAACGGAUUUUCCAGCGCAGUCUGUAAUUUGCCAGAUUAUUGAUUAGUUUUAUACAGCCUAAACAUAUUAAAUUGCUUUUUAGGAGAGUCGAGGUUUAAAGGUAAUAUCUUGUCGGUACGAUUCGCCUCGCGCAACAGAUCUGAAUUGGCGCCAGAACGACAGGAACAUAUUUUAAUGCUUUUUUUUUUUUUUUUUUAAGAAAACACUGUACUGAUAUACAUGAGAAAACGAUAUAUAUUCACAUUAUUGUACUGUCUCGCUAUAUAACACCUGUUUAGCGUGAUUUUGUAAUUGUAAUCCAACUUUUGACCACUUUUAACCCAUACAUGCAUGCUGUGUAACAAGACAAGAUUUAUACGUUUGAAUUUUGAAUUCAACUGAAAAGGUUCAAACCCUAAUUAGGGGGCUCAGGCCUCCCCAAACUCCCUCAUAAUUCGCACCCCCUGGUGACCCGUGCCUGCCAUCUCCAGUGAUGAGAGAAGCUGCAUGCCUCAUUUACUGAACGGAAUUGUAGUCCGCCAAAGCAGAACUCUUAAUAAACCCUGGGCUUUCACUUUUUUUGUGUCUUACAAAGAGUAAACGAGGUCUUCCCCACAGACCGUGCCACUGUUAUUAUUAUUAUUAAAAGAAGCGGUUUCGAAUCAGAUUUCUGUCCAUGUCUCAUCAAUCUUUCUGACACUGAGCGCAAUGCAUCACAAAAAGGCGGAGAUGUCACUCAACCGUGCCCGUAAAGGUGGGCGGACUGGUGUGUCCCCCCCUCUGCCAAUGGCAAAGCACCGACACAAGACCCAAAAUCCCUAAAAUCAGCAGUCAGCCCUUGGCGGGGAGCACACUCUGAAUCAGCCUGUCUCGCGCAGGAGAUGACGGACCGUGUCUCUGCGCCCGCAGCUCACCGAGCAGCAGCGUAAAGUCACGACUAAACCUCCGAAGUUCGCUUUCUCCACGCGCUCUCUUCAAUGUCACCAUGCGCAGCAUCUCAUCCUGCGGUGCACUGCUGUCAGUCUACUACCCCCAGAUCUUCCUCAUCCUCACCAGCGGCAGCUACCUGGCUUUGUCUUCAGUCGUGGCUUUGGGCGCUAACAUCAUCUGCAACAAGAUCCCCGGCCUGGCCCCCCGACAGCGCGCCAUCUGCCAGAGCCGCCCAGAUGCCAUCAUCAUCAUUGGGGAGGGCGCUCAGCUAGGCAUCAACGAGUGCCAGUAUCAGUUUCGCUACGGACGGUGGAACUGCUCUGCCCUUGGCGAGAGGACCGUCUUUGGGCAAGAGCUGAGAGUAGGUAGCAAGGAGGCUGCAUUUACCUACGCCGUCACGGCAGCAGGUGUUGCCCACGCUGUGACAGCAGCCUGCAGUCAGGGCAACCUGAGCCACUGUGGCUGUGACAGAGAAAAACAGGGCUAUCACGACCAGGAGGAGGGCUGGAAAUGGGGCGGCUGCUCGGCAGACGUCAAAUACGGAGUGGAGUUCUCCAGACGCUUUGUAGAUGCCCGAGAGAUUAAAAAAAACGCAAGGAGACUAAUGAACCUGCACAAUAACGAAGCAGGAAGAAAGGUCCUAGAGGAACGGAUGAAGCUGGAAUGUAAAUGUCAUGGCGUCUCCGGCUCAUGUACCACAAAAACCUGUUGGACGACUUUGCCGAAAUUCCGAGAGAUCGGCUACGUCCUUAAGGAGCGUUAUGCCACUGCAGUCGAGGUGGAGGCUGUGAGAGCCACGCGUUUUCGGCAACCGUCUUUCCUGCGUCUCAAGCAGUCCCGUGGGUACAUAAAGCCCACCGACACAGACUUGGUUUACUUGGAGCGCUCGCCCAACUAUUGUGAGGAGGACGCUGCCACGGGGAGCGCAGGAACGAGAGGGCGGCUGUGUAACCACACGUCUCCUCACGCGGACGGCUGCAACCUGAUGUGCUGCGGCCGAGGCCACAACACCCAUCAGUACACACGCGUGUGGCAGUGCAACUGCAAGUUCCAGUGGUGCUGCUUCGUUAAGUGUAACACCUGCAGUGAAAAGACGGAGGUGUUUACCUGUAAAUGAGCGAGUGGUAGAGUUAAACAGACAAGAAAGAAAGUCGAGAAGCCAAUGGAAAGAAAGAGGAAGUCUUUUAAACAGAAAUUGAAGUGGCUUCGUUUGCACAUCAGGCAGUCUUUAUGCAAGAAAGCCCCGCUGAAGAAGACUGGGAUGAAUAAUGAAGAUGCCGCAACUUCAGAGGAAAAUGCACUGACCUCAGACAGACUUUUUGUGAAUUCAUGCAAACAUAUUGACGCUACAUAUGCAGUGCAAGGCUUUUGUAAACCUCAGAUUCUCAUAGACUUGAGAAAGUCAGCUGGGGCCUGUCCUAAGGACCACAUAUUGACUCAAUACUCCUAUUGGACAGUCUGAACUGCCCACAAAAGUCAUCUUUUUCAAAAUAAGGCAAGAAGAACUUGUAAAAUGUCCCACCAGCUGAGCCCUAAUGGUAGUUCAUGAGGAGAAAUGUGCUGCAAUUUUGCAACUCUGGAAACGCUGGAAAGCUUCAGCCACACUGUAUCUGUUUGAACACUGAAAACCAUGACCUUUUUCCCUUCUCUUUGGAGAAAAAGUCUGAAUAUGUUCAGAUGUCUCAUAACGGUACACAGAAGUAUGAACUUCUAAUGUAUUUGCUACUGAUCUGUUGCUUCCAAAACUCAACCCAAAACAGUACUGGAUAUUGCGUAUGUAAAAAGAGCUCGUUUUGCAGUUUACAGAUAAAGUAAAAAGGGUCAACUCAUUCCAACACUUGAAACUAUCAUUUUGGUAAAUACGUUGCCAAUUGCUGCACUGGUGAGCUUUAAGUAAACGAAAAACCAUUUGUCUUUUUUAUGAGAAGAGAAGCUUCCUUAGUCAUCUAUAAAGACUUGGCCAUGUAUGCUGCAAUGCUCUAAACGGGAGUGUGUAAACGUGUGGGAACGAAAGAGAGAGAGCUUUUACAUGCUUAAUAGAAAUGCGAGCCACCACCGCUUGAGUGACCAAACCAUUCCCACGAAUGCCAGAGACAUGGGAUUCCACAUCACUGCUCCGGCGUGCACAGGGUCUAGUUAUAUUCCGCCUGAGCCAAUGGACCAUACAGCUAUGGGUCGAAAAACGGUUGAAAGGUCACUGGAAAUAUUUUGAGUUUUUUCAAAUCUAAAUUGUUUAUACGAGUUAUAUGGCUGAUAAAUUUGUUCAAAUAUAUUUUUUUAUGUAGAGAAUAUGGCACUUUACGUCAGGUAUAUUCAGAGUAAUUAUUGAUACGGUUUUCUUUGUCAUGUUUUUAUUGUUUAAUUGCGGGUCUAUAAUUUUUGUCCCGGUCUAAUUAUGUAGUCUAAUUAUGUCUAUUUUCCUGAAUUCAAGUUUGACAUGAAACCAUCUCAUCUUUUUGUUGCCUGGAUGUAUUUAUACUUUUUUUUGGCAAAGAUUUACACUAAAAUUGCUAGAUAAAUAAUGAAUCAAACAUUUGGAUCAAAUACGUUAAACUGUGGUCAUUUGAAUUCAUCUCAUUGCUAAGCAAAAUGAUGCCAUGUUGUUAAACGCACAUCAACAUCUCGGAAAGUUCCCAGAAGCGCCGAGCGGCUCAUAGUUGUGGGUGUAGAUACUGCGAAACGCUGAUCUCGGAGGGACACAGAGCAGUUCCCGCCUGGGUUUGAAUAGGCAUCCGACCUGGCUCAUUCAUUCACCCGUCGUAUGCUCUCUGCCCCUCUGCUCUUUUUCCUGUGGGUGAAAAGCAUUGCAGGCAGCCACCGAAGCAGAAGUAAACUGGACUUGUUUUGUUAGCCGUCUGAACUGCUGGGUACCGGAACCGCGUAAGCUCCCAACACUAUACCCCGGAUUGAGAGAAAAGUCAACCCCGAUUGUUUCGCACAAACAUUUUGUCAUUAAAAAAUAUGAGGCAGAAAAAACAGGGUGUGGCGGGGAGAGCAGAGGCCUCCACAGAGGGGUAUUAAUGCGACGGGGGGUGUAUGUGUGGACCACUGAGCUCAUUCCAGAAUGGGACGGGGUGAGAUGUGAUUUUGUAAGCUAAUACUUCUGGUCUGAUCCACGUACGAAAAACCUAUGGGCAAAACCAGAUGGCCGAGAGAGCAAAAAAGUGGUGUGGGAUAAACAGAGGGAGAGAAAGACCUGAUAACUGUUUUCUGGUUGCUUUUCUAAUGCCCUGUGUAUAUUCGACUGGGCUGUAUACAAUCACAAUCAACAAGAAUCUAGGGACACUAGUUAUAUGUGUAAAGAGCAAUUUAUACUGUUUUUUGAAAGUAUGCAGAGUAUACAUUCUAUUGUAAAGAAACAAUGUCGUUAUCAAAAUUAAAUUAUUUGAUUUAUCAACAUG